AAUAACGUUUUAUUUGAUGCUUGCAGUGAAGUUAUUGUAAAAAUGGAAAAUAUUAAAAGGUGGGUAACUUGGAGCAUAUUUUCGACAAGUUUAAUAGUGAUUUACGCAUCGCCGCUGCCGCAGUGUGAACGCGCCCCGGCGCACGCGCAGCCCGCGGAUGCGUAUUAUCGGUUAGGUAUUGCCGGCGAGCCCGACUUAUUCCUGCCUGGAGAACUUUAUACAGUCUCACUUCACGGCGUUGAUAGCGGGCAAGGUGCGACCCCUUUUAUAGGAUUCGCUAUAUGGGCCGAAUUAAGCGCCGAUUUCGGUAAAGAUGGUAGUGAUGAAAAUGCUAAAACUACAGUUGCACCAAAAUUGCCGACUCUUGGAGUUUUUCAGGCCUAUGACGCUCAGACAAAGAUACACGAAUCUUGCGCUCCGGCUGUGGACAACGCGACCGCUCAUCCUAAAACAGAAGUGCAGAUCUUAUGGAAUGCCCCAUUGAAUGUGGCAAAUACUUGUAUAAGAUUAUGUGCCCGUGUUGGUCCCGCAAUUGGCGCUAAAACGUGGUCAGUGUUAGCGCGUAAGAUAUGCCCGACAUCCGUAGCUCCUUCUACCUUCGCCCGACAACCGCCCAUUGUAGAGCCAUGCUGUGCCUGCGAUGAGGCUAAGUAUGAGAUUACUUUCGAAGGGCUAUGGUCACGCAACACUCAUCCGCGAGAGUUUCCCCCAGAAAGUGCGCACGCGCACUUCGGGGACUUGAUUGGUGCUUCACAUACGGCCCAAUAUAGAGUCUGGCAAGAGGGUAGAGUGGCUAGCACGGGACUGCGACGCUUAGCAGACGAUGGCGCUACUACUGCGCUGGAAAAAGAACUUAAAGCAGAGAGCGACCAUAUACGUACAAUAAUCAAGGCUCGUGGCAUAUCGUGGCAGCAGGUUGCCGGAGUUAAUAACCCGAGCACGUUUGCAGUGUUUCGCGUGGAUGCCAAACAUCAUUUAGUAUCAUUGGCGGCCAAGCUGGCACCCUCUCCUGAUUGGAUCGUGGGCGUCUCUGCGUUAGAGUUGUGCAAUGCUAAUUGUACCUGGCGAAGAUCUGCCACGUUGCCUCUGCACCCUUACGAUGCUGGUACUGACAGCGGCAUUAGUUACACCUCACGACGUAUGCCAACUAUACCAGCAGCGCCUGUGCGCGCCCUCAGGUCCGACUGGCCUCGAGACACGCGAUCCCCAUUCUACAGCUCUAAUGUCGAAAUGAGACCGUUCGCGCGACUGCGUCUCACUCGACUGCGACUUUAUGAAAAGAGCUGCGAUGCUCCAGACGUAGGGCACGAGCACGUGCCGGAGGUGGUCGGGUCGAGUGGUGGUGCGGGCGCGUGCGCGACGCAUGCGUGGGGCGCGUGGGGCCCGUGCAGCGUGACGUGCGGGCCGGGCCGCGCCGCGCGACAGCGGCAGUACGUGUGGCCGCACCGCGCGCGCGCCGACGCCUGUCGCACGCCGCUCACCGACUACAGGCGCUGCCAUGGACCGCGCAUGCACUGCAAAGCUCCAUCGGAAUACGAGCCGGACCCGGCGGAGUCGAGCGGUCCGUGCGCGGUGUCGCAGUGGUCGGAGUGGUCGCCGUGCGAGGGGUGCGGCGUGCGCGGGCGCUCGCGGCACUACCUGGCGCCGCGCGCGCACAAGCGCUGUCACGUGGGGUACCGCGCGCGCAUGGUCAUGGACCAGGCCAUGCCUUGCGACGCUGGACCUUGCGAGAAACCACGAGGACCGCACGUGAAUGCUACUAACUUCGAUUGGUUUUAUGUGGACACGGCGGGCGGCUCGUGCGCGGUGACGGGGUGGGGCGGCUGGUCGCCGUGCUCGGCGCGCUGCGGGCGCGGGCGGCGCGUGCGCGCGCGGCUGUACGUGUCGCGCGACCCGCGCACGCAGCACCACCUCACGCGCACGCUGCUCGAAUCCUGGAACCGGCGGUUUGCGCAUCUGCAGAAGAUCGAAACUCCAGCGGAGAACAUAACAGCUGACGAUCCGGAGAUAGAAAGCCUUGUGCAGGAACAUUUAGAGAAAUGUCAGUUCACGUUGACGCUCCAAGAAGCACUCUGCGAUGGGGAUGAAGAAGACUGCAUGAAUUCCAGCACCUACACAGAGAUAUGCAAGUUGCCAGUAUCAGUGGGCCACUGCCGCGGGUACGAGGAGCGUUGGUUCUACGACUCUGCCCGCAACUCGUGCGAGCCCUUCGGCUUCAGCGGCUGUGGCGGCAACAACAACAACUUCCCCACCCGUGACGUCUGCUUGCAGAAGUGUCGCUCCAACCAGACCGUCGAGAGUGUGACAACUGUUGCUAGUGAAGUUACGACGAAAAAACUAAAACCGACUCCUUCCUCUGAAGAUAAUGAAGUGGUACAGAACGACACACCGGUAUUUCCUGAAGGCGCUUUGAACUGUGCGAUGGGUCCGUGGCUCGGGUGGAGCAAUUGCUUCGGGGGCUGCGAGUACGCUGUCAAACUUAACUACCGUUUGAUCAUGCACAGAUCGGUGGCAGGAGCUGGCAAGUUCUGCGGUCGACUUGUGAAAAGUCGACUCUGCAAACCCACAUACUGCCGUCAGAUGCUGUUGGGUGCCACCACUGACGCCACCGACGUCAACAACAUCGAUAAAGCUAGUUCCGACAACGAUUCAUCGUAAAUGUGUUGUACGGAGUUGUAUCAUUGGUAUACUAUUUGUUUUUCGACAAUAACCAAGCGUGAGAAUGUUGGUUUUGUGUCUUUCGUGGUAUGAGAGUAAAGAUGCGCCGAUUUGUGGAAGAUUAAGUAAUGAUAAUUGAUUUAUAAAAUAAUUAUACUAAUGUGAACUAGUAAAGUAGAGUCCGAUAACAACUUUGAUAGUAACUUAUUCUAUAUUCAUUAUUUUUCAAAGAAAGACAUGAUCGUUUCGGCUAUAAGUAUAUGUUUACAAAUAUUUUAUUUUCAGGUUUGCAAUUUAUUCCCAAAUUAUAAGUUUUGAUAAUAUUCUACUCUGCUGGUUAUUAUUGAGAUAGCAUCAGUUGUCUUCGUAGUGGUUCGAUGUCUCUUAACUAUUACUGCUUUAUAAAUAACCUCAAAACGAAGCUGGAGUUUCUUCUAAUAAUUGUUCACUAAAUGUUUAUAAAGAGACAUUUUACCUUAUGUGAUAUCUUAAAUACUUGUAAGAAUUGUUAUAUUGUAGCUGAUGACCUCAAUAUAAUUCUUCUAAUAUAAUGAUGUCUACCACGAAGUUUUGUCGACAAGCAAUAAAUGUACGAAUGAGAAAGAAUUUAUUAUUCGAUUCGGAGUUAACGAUAAACGCACAAAGCAGGCGUAAUAUAAGUAAUUGUUUUGUUUUAUCGAGAUAACUUUCACAAAACCUGUCAAUUUUGGGAAUGAGUCCGAGUCCAUAUGAUCUGUCUUGGUAUAGCAGACAAAUAAAAAUGCCAAUAGGCACGCACUAAAAUUAGUUAAACUCCCUUGUUCUUUUGGCCUUAUACUAUAAUGUUGUGCGUUCAGCGGCCCUGGUGUCUUAUAUGGUUAUAUUUACAUUUUAAAAGUUUUAUCAUGGAGUAGUUUAUGGCGUUGACCUACGUGCGGUGGCCGGUGUCGCGUCGACUACUUGUGGUUUAUAUGAUUUAAUAGCGUACCUUAUCAGUUCACACAUAAAUUUUAAUGUUAAAUUGAAAUUCGCAUAGCUAAGUAGUUAUAAACGAUGGAACUGAACAAGAUGUUAUGUAACACGUGCCUCGUUCCUACGAAUAAUUAUUCAUAUUUUAUUGAGAAUCCCAUUAAAGACCAAGGGCUUUCCCAUAGAAUUACGUAAAUUUAUAUCAGGAAGCGUUUUUUGUCAAGGCAGUGUCAAGUUAAAGGUUGUUAAUCAAUAGAAAUCAAAACAACAAUUUGGACGAAAUAUUUAUUUUGUUUGUUUCUUAAUCAAAUGUCAACAAAUCUUUGUACAUUAGCUCUUAUAAUCUAAUGUUAAGUCAACAUUUACACAUAAAAUCCUUAAUUAUAUUUCCCUAUAUAAUACUGUAAAGGAACAUCACAGUCGUAUUUGUACGCCACCUUUCCUUUGUCACUUUAAACUAAAUACUCGUACAUUAUACAUAAUAACUUAUAUUCCUAAUAUUAUCAAGUAAUAUAAUAUAUACUCAAUUCUUAUCCUAUUAUUGUCAUAAUUAUCUCAUUAUAUCAAUAUAUCAAACGGCUCAACAUUAUCAAUAAUGCUUUAGUCGUUUUUAUUGUUUGAUAGAUAUUGUUAGUAAUUAUUUGGCAGUGUAUAAUAAUUAUUAAUUUAACAAUUUCCAGUAGGUAUCGCAAUAGAAAUGUUAUAAAGUGAAUGUCACUUUCUUCAGUAAAUUACUUAUAGAAUACAA
This is a messenger RNA of Manduca sexta (tobacco hornworm), 4354 nucleotides long. RefSeq names its product spondin-1-like. Lineage: Eukaryota; Metazoa; Arthropoda; Insecta; Lepidoptera; Sphingidae. Gene Ontology annotation, cellular component: extracellular matrix. Gene Ontology annotation, biological process: cell adhesion. The transcript is spliced from 15 exons. Gene Ontology annotation, molecular function: serine-type endopeptidase inhibitor activity. The record is from RefSeq and is a predicted model, not a curated record. The coding region runs from base 43 to 2658 and encodes 871 amino acids.